ACUUGAUUACAAGUCUGACCGAGGAUUUUAAUCAUCCCGGAGCCACACUGAAAACAAUUCUCCCUGAAAUCCUCUCUCAGCUGGUAGUCACUAACUUUGGGCAUGUUAGCUUCUGCAUCCACUGACAGUGGUCCUUUUUGAGAUGGCAUCUGUGACUCAGCGAUUCAGAAUCUAAUGAAGUUGGUGACCCUGUGACAAUGUGGAGAGAUCAUGUCAGAAAACGCAGUUUGUCCUGGGGCUGUCAGUGCUGUGAAGGAAGUUUGGGAAGAAAGAAUAAAGAAACACAAUGAAGACCUGAAGCGAGAGAAGGAAUUUCAACAGAAGCUAGUGCAGAUCUGGGAAGAACGAGUACGCUUAAGCAAGCUAAAAGAAAAGGUCAUCAGGGAAAAUGGAAGAGUCAUUUUGAAGAUAGAGAAAGAGGAAUGGAAGACCCUCCCUUCUUCUCUACUGAAAUUGAAUCAGCUACAGGAAUGGCAACUUCAUAGAACUGGUUUAUUGAAAAUUCCUGAAUUCAUUGGAAGAUUCCAGAACCUCAUUGUAUUAGAUUUAUCUCGAAACACAAUUUCAGAGAUACCUCGAGGAAUUGGACUUCUCACUAAACUUAAAGAGCUGAUUCUUAGUUACAACAAAAUCAAGACUGUCCCCAGGGAAAUAAGUCAUUGUGCCAGCUUGGAGAAACUAGAACUUGCUGUAAACAGAGACAUCUGUGAUCUUCCACAAGAGCUCAGCAAUUUGUUAAAGCUUACGCACCUUGAUUUGAGUAUGAACAACUUUACUACAAUCCCUCUGGCUGUGUUGAACAUGCCUGCUCUUGAAUGGCUCGACAUGGGGAGCAACAGACUUGCACAACUUCCUGAUACCAUAGAAAGAAUGCAGAGUCUACAUACAUUAUGGCUGCAACGGAAUAAAAUAACAUGCUUGCCAAAAAUAAUCAGCAAUAUGAAAAAUCUGGGUACUCUUGUACUCAGCAACAAUAAACUGCAAGAUAUUCCAGUGUGCAUGGAAGAGAUGACCAAUCUGAGGUUUGUCAACUUCAGAGACAAUCCAUUGAAACUGGAAGUAACACUUCCUCCCAGUGAAAGCAUAGAUGAAGAAGAGGAACGGGAAUUAUUUGGCCUUCAGUUUAUGCAUGCAUAUAUACAGGAGUCCCAGAGAAGAGCAGAUAACCAAGUCAACUGUUCAACUACUUUACCAAUCUCUAUAAAUACUGAUGGAUAAUAUAACUCAAGAUGCCCUGCUGAAGAGAAUUACUUUGAGAAUUUGGUGAAUUUGCUAACAUUUGGACUUCUAAGUAAAAAACAAAGCUAUAACCGAAGUUCAAUGAGGCCACAACAUUUUUUAAAGUUCAUAUCUCUGCUACAUAAAGUAUAUUUUAUGAAUAUAAAAAUACAAUUAAAAAAAAUUUUUUUUGGUGGAAGACAGAUGUUCACAAUUUCUUUUCCAUUAAGCAGUUGUUUCUGGUGAUGAAGAAUGAUUUGGUAAAGCAGUUAACAAUACAUUUUCCAAAGAUACCAGAGGAUCUGUAUAAUACUGUAAAGCAGGACUGAAUCCUUUCUGCUGUAAAUACUCGACUCGGCCUUGGUCAAUCAGCAAUUUACAAAGAUGCCCUAUUUUCUUCUUUUCUUCAACAGUAAGGAACCUAAACCGAAUAAUCACAAAACGUCGUUAAAAUUUGUAAAAGUUUACAAAAAAUUAUUUUAGUCACUUCUAUUUAUUGAUAAGUUCCUAACUAACCUGCAAUAUACUAGGUGCUAUGUCCCAUGCUUCCAAGAUAUGUUUUAUUUUUGCCACAAUAAAAGUGUAUUUCAAUGUA
Molecule: messenger RNA, 1813 nt
Organism: Mirounga angustirostris (Northern elephant seal)
Lineage: Eukaryota; Metazoa; Chordata; Mammalia; Carnivora; Phocidae
Gene: LRRC39
Product: leucine rich repeat containing 39
Exons: 9
Coding region: 211-1218 (335 amino acids)
Molecular function (GO): protein binding
Source: RefSeq, a predicted model, not a curated record